AUGUCGGUCGACCCCUUUGCCGAUCCUUACGAGCCUCCCGCCUGGGACUCCUCGUAUCCGAUCCCCACCUCGGGAAACUUCACCGAGAAGGCGCUCGUGAAGAUCGCGGAGGCAUGGGCGGAGGCGGAUGGCGGGCUCCUGACGGACGCCGAUAUAUUGAUCCUCAAAACCGGGCUAGAACGCAUGGCGCUCGAUCCUGCCGCCCUUAACUUCUGGGAGUCGCAAGUCGAGAAACUUCCUCGACGUACCCCGAUCAGUAUCGAAGCACUCGAGGAAGCGCAAAUGCAUCCGAUCAUUUCGCACGCUCUAGGUUCCGCUCGCCCUGCCGACUACAUCGCUGCAUACGGAGCGCGCUAUUGGACGAAGGGUCUUCAAUCCUACCGCCUCCGGCGUCAGACGUCGACAGGCGCCUUAUCCUCCCAGGCGGCUCAAGACGGCCGAAGUGACACCGGACGCGACGAGCGGUCCGGACAAGAUGGUGAUCUAGAACGACGCGUUACGUCGUCAAUCCGCGGCCUAGGUGACUUGCCAGUCUUCAAGUUCGGCGCUAAUCGCUAA
Microbotryum saponariae is the source of this 558-nucleotide messenger RNA. The record is from the annotation of a GenBank genome assembly. Lineage: Eukaryota; Fungi; Basidiomycota; Microbotryomycetes; Microbotryales; Microbotryaceae.